AGCCGUGCACGCGAUAUGCACAUUAAAAAAAUCUCGGGAACUCUGCAAGUGAGGAGGAGCGAUAAGCUUAUUUUGUCGAGCAAAGCUGGUUCAACGAUUUAUAAUUAUUCAAAAGUGCUGACAUCGAGUUCCGCGAAAAUGAGCGGACCCAAAGUCUUGGUUACGAGGCCGGACAUACCUGUUGCGGGUUUGCAUUUGUUACGUGAACGAUAUCAGAUUACGUUAUGGGAUAAACAAGAGCCGAUACCACGGUCGGAAUUAUUAUCCAGAAUCCGUGGAGCGGAUGCUCUGUUUUGCGUACUGACGGAUAAGAUAGACGACGAGAUCCUGGAAGCAGCGGGUCCACAAUUAAAAGUCGUAGCAUCCAUGUCAGUCGGUGUCGAUCACCUGGACUUGAACGCCUUGAGGAAACGAGGCGUCAAAGUCGGCUAUACUCCAGAGGUUCUCACCGAGGCUACUGCGGAACUGAUAGUAGGUCUUUUAUUAACCACAUCGAGGAAUUUACUGCAAGCGAACAGGGCGAUUUACAAAGGCGAAUGGAAAUCCUGGUCUCCCGUAUGGAUGUGCGGCACAGGGCUGUCAGAGAAAACUGUAGGUAUCGUCGGUCUAGGUAGAAUUGGGGUCAGAGUAGCGGAGAUACUCAAGAGCUUCAACGUUGCCAAGAUAUUGUACACGAGCAGAACGGUCAAGUCAGAAGCGUCAGAAUUGUUGAACGGCGAGAGGGUUGAAUUUCACGAAUUACUGGAGAACAGCGAUUUCGUUGUCGCGACUGUGGCGUUGACGCCCGAAACGAGGCACAUGUUCAAUGCUCGGGCCUUUGAGAGAAUGAAGCGGACGGCUAUAUUCGUGAACGGCAGUCGCGGAGAUGUCGUGGAUCAAGACGCGCUGAUAAGUGCUUUGAAGAAUGGUACAAUCGCGGCGGCUGGUCUGGACGUAAUGACGCCAGAACCGAUACCGUUGGACAGCCAACUUUUACAACUAGAUAAUUGUGUGGUCCUACCUCACAUAGGAAGUGCUACCAAAGAGACCAGGGACGAAAUGGCCAGAAUCACAGCGAGAAAUAUUAUGGCCGUCUUAGAUGGAACACCGGAGAAGAUGCCUGCACAAAUUAAUUUAACGUAGCUACCUACAAAAUUCUUUUUGUCUGUAGAAUGUACAGUCACGAAGAAUGUUCGAUAAUCUUAUCGUGAUGUGAUUAGCCAGUGAUAAACAUAUGCGCAAUCUAUCCUCAACAAUUUAUAAAAUUCUUUUAUUACACUUAUAUAAUUUAUAAAUAUAUUUUAAGAAUAAGUUUAAAUUAGGUUUUCUCAUAAAGUACUGUGUAUAAUUUACAUAACGUACUAGAUGUGAUAAAUCAACAAAUCAAUUUGUUAC
Ooceraea biroi (clonal raider ant) is the source of this 1374-nucleotide messenger RNA. RefSeq names its product glyoxylate reductase/hydroxypyruvate reductase. Gene Ontology annotation, molecular function: glyoxylate reductase (NADPH) activity; hydroxypyruvate reductase (NADH) activity; NAD binding. Gene Ontology annotation, cellular component: cytosol. Lineage: Eukaryota; Metazoa; Arthropoda; Insecta; Hymenoptera; Formicidae. The record is from RefSeq and is a predicted model, not a curated record.